Messenger RNA from Mesitornis unicolor (brown roatelo), 437 nucleotides. Its product is annotated as acetoacetyl-CoA synthetase-like. NCBI's taxonomy places the organism in Eukaryota, Metazoa, Chordata, Aves, Mesitornithiformes, Mesitornithidae. The annotation marks the transcript as partial. The record is from RefSeq and is a predicted model, not a curated record. Gene Ontology annotation, cellular component: cytosol. Gene Ontology annotation, biological process: positive regulation of insulin secretion. Gene Ontology annotation, molecular function: acetoacetate-CoA ligase activity. The transcript is spliced from 4 exons.
CCAACUAUGAUGACUUAUACCAGUGGUCGGUGGAAUCCUACUCGGACUUCUGGGCAGAAUUCUGGAAGUACAGCAACAUCGUCUGUUCUCGCCUGUACGAUGAGGUGGUUGAUACAUCCAAAAGCAUUGCAGAUAUCCCGGAAUGGUUUAAAGGCAGCCGUCUGAACUAUGCAGAAAAUCUUCUGAAGCACAAGGACAAUGACAAGAUUGCACUGUAUGCUGCAAAGGAAGGCAAAGAAGAAAUCUUGAAAGUUACUUUUGAAGAACUGAGACAAGCUGUAGCACUGUAUGCUGCAGCCAUGAGGAAGAUGGGAAUAAAAGUGGGAGACAGGGUUGUGGGUUACUUACCAAACAGCAUCCACGCGGUGGAAGCAAUGCUGGCUGCUGCAAGUAUUGGUGCUAUCUGGAGUUCAACAUCACCAGACUUUGGCAUUAAC